This is a messenger RNA of Copidosoma floridanum, 3075 nucleotides long. It is a transcript of the gene Hsl, whose product is annotated as hormone-sensitive lipase. Gene Ontology annotation, biological process: triglyceride catabolic process; cholesterol metabolic process. The record is from RefSeq and is a predicted model, not a curated record. Lineage: Eukaryota; Metazoa; Arthropoda; Insecta; Hymenoptera; Encyrtidae. Gene Ontology annotation, cellular component: cytosol. Gene Ontology annotation, molecular function: sterol ester esterase activity; triacylglycerol lipase activity.
UUUCGAAAUGUUAUUCUGUUUCUAAUUAUGACAAUAUUUAAACAGCUAAAACAGCAAGUAUGGAUCAUAGAUUUUUCUCGGGAACGAUUGACGAUGUAGAUGACAGUUUCAUCUCGAUAAGCAUUUAAACGACUACGACACGAAGCAAAAAAGUUUUUGCGAAAUAAUCCAUAUAUAUUGUGUUACAAUACGGAAAGUCGGAAAAGAAAGACGCUCGUGUGCGCGGCGCGCAUGACACAUCACACAUACAUAUCAGACUAUCAGACAUCAGAAUAAUCACACUGCAGUUCUCUCUCUUUUGGAGGGGGGAACGCAAGUCUCUGUCCGGCCACUGUCAAGCAAUAAAAUGCACGUCUAUCUAAAAAUUACCGUGAAGAAAAAGCUCAUCAUCAAGUUCGAAUAAAAAAGACGGACAGUCAUGAUUGCCUACGCAGUUCAAUAAUAAUUGCCGGACAACUCUGUUGUCUGCUGCUACUGUGUUUACUUAUCUAUACGGAGCUGCGUAGCGAGAGUCUUUCCAACUCACCGUCCCAAGAAUAAGCAUAGGCACGAAUAAAAUGGCACCAGAGACAAAUAAUAGAUACCAAUUCGAGGGAACAUCCUCCUACGAGGAGCUGGAGCCAUCCUCGUGGGGUGUUCUGCGAGAGCACUGUUCUGCUCUGUCCGAUCACUUUGAUUCCCAUCAGGAUGAGGGUAGCAUUAGAAUCAAAGGAGCUUUGACUCUCAUUCACGACAGUCUGGACGAUAUGAGGCCCGUUUACGGCGAGCUGUACAGGAUCGCUCCGCUCUUUGAUCUCGAUGAGAAUACUCCUGGCAAUGGAUACAGGAGUCAUUUGAUCAUGGUGGAUAAGGCCGUGCUGCACAGCGGAGGUGUCUGUCGGGAUAUGCUGAAUCAGAAGGACUCGGUUCUCUUCAGGAAGACCCACCAUGUCAAAGAAAUAGAAGCUUGUUCUCAACUACUGGCAGCAUUGAGCACCACUUUGCAGUACGUUAAAAGUUUGUUCAAAAGCCAAGAACAAAUGGAGGAUGGCCAGUAUAAUCUGUUUCCCUCCGAAGGACACGAUCCUCACAAAAUUUUAAGACAGACUGAGGCUAUCAAUCAGUAUUCUUUUUAUGGUAGAUGUUUAGGAUUUCAGUUCUGCGAUAACAUGAAAACAAUUUUAAAGGUUGUUUUGGUUGGUAUGGCGUCGUUCAGUGAAAUAUUUUAUGCAAACGGUACAUUGUUGGGCAGAUGUACGAAUUCAUUCCAAUAUCUGGUGGAUCCUGAGGCUAGAGCACGUAGGAUAGUUACUAUUUCUCAACACGCCGAUAUUUCUUUUUGUCAAGCCUUUUGGCAUUUAAAUGAAAGUGAUUUAUUGAUAAGUCUACCUCAAAUGGUAAUGCCAACACUGGCUAUAAAUCAAUUGAUCUCAAUACCACCUGAAGAAUUAGAAUGUCAGACACUGAAUGGCGCAACAAUAAAAAUCCCGAUCCCUGAAAGUCAUAUAGGAAAAAAGCCCAUUCACGUGAGAUUAUUAAGCGCAAAACGUAGAAUAGGCAUGGUCGGAUCGGGUAGCGUUAAAGGUGCACUAGCUGAGCAGAGCGACUGUCUCUUGAUCCAUAGUCACGGUGGUGGUUUCGUAGCCCAGAGUUCACGCUCGCACGAGUGCUACCUGCGUACCUGGACUUACGAACUCGAUGUACCUAUUCUCAGUAUUGACUACAGUCUAGCACCUAAGGCCCCUUAUCCCCGAGCUCUUGAAGAAGUUUUGUACGCUUACGUUUGGGCGCUUGAGCAUGCAAGCUCGCUGCUCGGUAGUACUGCUAAAAGAGUCGUAUUUGUUGGUGAUUCGGCUGGAGCGAAUCUGAACUUAGUUACGGCGCUAAGAUGUCUAGAAUUAGGUAUUAGACCACCAGAUGGAAUAUUUAUGGCCUAUGCACCAGUACUUCUCGAAUUUACAAUACCUCCGGCUCGAUUUUUUUGCCUUAGCGAUCCUGUAUUGCCAUUGGGUUUUUUGUUGCGAUGUUUAAAGGCUUACGCGUCCACAGACCCCAACAAAGAGACGUGGGAAAAGAGUUUUAGCGAAGACGUCGUGGAAAUAGACAAGUCAGACACUGAAUCGUUUGCAGAAGUAAGCGAAAGCGAUCUUAUCGCUCUGGCCUUAAGUCCAACAGGAGAAGAAGAUCAGAAUGUACCAAAAAUAGCUUCGCUGCCUUCCGACUCUACAUUAAACUCUAUUAGCCUAACAGAAGUGGAGACUUUUCAAGGUGAGACUGAAAAUUCAUUUGAGGAAUCUAAAUCACAAGAGUACAUAAAACGCUUUCUAGAUAUGUACAAAAAUUCGGGAUUAGGACCGUCUGUGCCUAUACUUAACAGCACAAGUGGAGACAGUAGCAACGGAAUUGACAACGAAACCACCAAAACCUGGUCGUUUUUUGGUUGGAACUUGCACAAAGACAAUAAUAGAGCGAAUAGACACUUGGGAGUAGACAAUGACUCGUUUCCAUGGGAUGAAUUUCAGUUUACAAUUCCGUCUGAUCCCCAUCUCAGUCCAUACAGAGCGUCCGAUGAUCUACUAAAGAAGCUUCCACCUGUCAAAAUUCUGACAAUGGAAUUAGACCCAUGUCUGGAUGACUGUGUCAUGUUUGCAAGAAAACUAAAAUUAUUGCAAAAACCGACUACUUUGGACAUUCUAUCUGGAUUACCACAUGGCUUUCUCAACUUAUCAGUGGUAUCUAAAGAAGCGCACGAAGCUUCUUUGGUUUGUGUCAAGAGAAUACGGGAACUGUUAGAAACGUAACCACAAGUGAUUUAGGAAUAGAAAGAAAUUUUUAAAUUUUCAAGUGAUGAACGGAAUAAGUAUACGUAAACAAAUGCUGGAGUUUAUUUUAACAGAAGAGUAUUAAAAGUCGACUUUUAUAAUUGUGACACGAAUAUCGUCCAACAUUCAAGGGACUAAAGAAGAUUAAUAUAUUGAAACGUAUUGUUCAAAUAUUUUAAUUUUUGUACAACAUUUAUUUUUAUAAUUGAACCUUUACGAAAUCAAUGAUGCAUAUUAUUAAAAAAAAAAAAAAAAAAAAAAUUUUAAACGAAUU